Messenger RNA from Lycium ferocissimum, 2335 nucleotides. Its product is annotated as probable arabinosyltransferase ARAD1. Lineage: Eukaryota; Viridiplantae; Streptophyta; Magnoliopsida; Solanales; Solanaceae. The transcript has 2 exons. The record is from RefSeq and is a predicted model, not a curated record. Bases 723 to 2153 code for a protein of 476 amino acids. Gene Ontology annotation, molecular function: glycosyltransferase activity.
CUUUAGAGAUUCCACAUUUAGCUAUUUCUUCGCUGCUUGCACAGUAUCUUUUUGUUUUUUUAUAUACAUUUUUUUUUAACAAAAUAUAUUGAAAUUUGUUCAUAUGAAGUAACCCUUUUUGUAUUUGGUGUAACUACUCUAUCCUCCAUUUUGUCUUAUUCUUCCAUUUUAACCACUUUUCUUUCUUGUUUUUGACCUUUUUUUUUUUCAUUUUCAUAUUUUUUCUAUAUUUAAGGUGUCAAAUUAAUGUUAUUCUGAUAUGGGUUUUCAAUUUCUUGAUCUGGGGUUGUGAUUUCUUGGUUUUUUUUCAAGCUCCAUAGACAAAUUUUCUUGUUGGUAUCAUAAAAAUCCAUUUCUUGUUUUUUUAACAACCCUGUUCAUUUUUAACAAAAGGGUCUUCAAUUCUAUCAUUUUCUUGAAUUAUUUUUGUUUCAUAGUGUGAUAAAUGCUUAGGAUGAUAAAGAUAUGAUUUUUGGUGUGAGGUAAUGUUGGGAGUUUUGUGUAGUUUUGUUUAGAAUGAAAUGAUUAUAUGGUUCUUGGCUAUAUAAUGUGAUCUGUUUUAUGAUCUAAUUUUGCAACCACAAAAAAAUAAAAAAUCUCCACCAUUUUGAUGGUAGGUGAUUGCUUUGCAUCUUCUUUGAUAAAUCCUAAGUUUUGGAGCAAAAAAAUGGUAGCUUAUAGCACAUAUUAGUUUCUACUUGUUACUGAUUUAGAGAAUUGAAAUGGCAGAGAGAAAUGUACAUUCUGUUAGGGGAUUUUUCGGUCGAAAAUCCUUAUUUAGUAUGUUUUCAAUUACUUCAAUCUUGUUCAUGUUAUCUUUGUUAUUUGUAUUGCGUUCAACUGGUCGGCGUAACUUUCUUUACCUCAAUAUAUUACCUAAGUCCAAGAUUCUUGCUUUAUCUGAUGAAGGUUAUUCACAAUCCAGUAGUCCAACAUUGAAAAAAUACAAUUUGUUUAAGUGUAGUUCUAGUAAAAAAGUCCUCAAAGUUUUUAUGUAUGACUUGCCCCCACAAUUUCAUUUUGAACUAUUGGGAUGGAAAGCUGAGGGAAAGAGUGUUUGGCCCGAUAUAAGAAAAAUGGUUCCUCAUUAUCCUGGAGGACUAAACUUGCAACAUAGUAUAGAGUAUUGGUUGACAUUGGAUCUUUUGUUGUCUGAAUUUGCUGAUGAUUCGAAUGGUCGAAGUGCUAUAAGAGUACAUAAUUCAAGUGAAGCUGAUGUUAUAUUCGUUCCUUUCUUUUCAUCGGUUUGCUAUAACCGGUUUUCAAAGCUUAAGCCAAAUCAGAAGAAAAGCACGAACGUCUUGUUACAGGAAAAAUUGGUUGCCUUUUUGACAGCGCAAGAGGAAUGGAAAAGAUCAGGGGGAAAAGACCAUAUAAUUAUCGCGCACCAUCCAAAUAGUCUUUUGGAUGCAAGAAUGAAACUGUGGCCUGCGAUAUUUAUACUUUCGGAUUUUGGAAGGUAUCCUCCGACAGUAGCUAAUGUUGAAAAAGAUGUGAUUGCACCUUACAAGCAUGUAAUCAGGAACUAUGACAAUGAUACUUCUGAUUUUUAUAGUCGGCCAAUUUUGCUCUACUUCCAGGGAGCUAUAUACAGAAAAGAUGGCGGGUCUAUUCGACAAGAGUUAUUCUAUAUGCUGAAAGAUGAGAAAGAUGUUCACUUCUCCUUUGGGAGUAUUUUAAAAGGUGGAGUAAAACAAGCAACAGAGGGUAUGCACUCAUCCAAAUUCUGUCUCAACAUCGCGGGUGACACUCCCUCAUCGAACCGUCUCUUUGAUGCUAUUGCAAGUCACUGCGUACCGGUCAUCAUUAGUGAUGAAAUCGAGCUUCCUUAUGAAGAUGUUCUCGACUAUUCAGAGUUCAGCAUAUUCGUCCGUACAUCAGAUGCUCUCAAAGAAAAUUUCCUUAUAAACUUCAUCAGGAGCAUCACGCAAGAAGAGUGGACUAGAAUGUGGGCAAGGUUAAAAGAGAUUGAAAAUAUGUUUGAGUAUCGGUAUCCUUCCAAGGACAACGAUGCUGUUCAAAUGAUCUGGCAAACUAUCGCUCGUAAAGUUCCAGUUAUCAAUUUGAAGAUGCAUAAAUAUUCGAGAUAUUCUCGAACCCCUGUUUCGAAGGGAGGGAUGAAGUCAUUUCCCUUGCCAAAGAAUAUUUUGUAAGCAACUGAACAUUCAGUAGGAUUUUGAAUAUUUUGUCAACAGCAGAAUUCUUACAUAGUUUUGGAACAUAACCAAUGGUUGCAAACAAUAGUUUAUAGAAACAUAGAAAAAGAAAUUUGUAAUUUUUAAGUCUCUGCUUGUUGAAUCAGUUAAGAGAUCAUUGAGCAAUUUGUUCAUUCAUU